AUGAUCGAUUACUCACCGGUGUUCACCAUAAAUGAAACCUUUCAGUUUUUUGAUAACGAUGCAAGGAUUCUGAAUUUCAACGGCUAUUUCCAUUUCACUCCUUUUGGUCUCCAUAAAAUGAGACCUUAUUAUAAAAAUAUAUGUUCGAACAUAACUUAUUCAGGCAAAUAA
Messenger RNA from Haemonchus placei, 171 nucleotides. NCBI's taxonomy places the organism in Eukaryota, Metazoa, Nematoda, Chromadorea, Rhabditida, Trichostrongylidae. The record is from the annotation of a GenBank genome assembly.